Molecule: messenger RNA, 7736 nt
Organism: Lymnaea stagnalis (great pond snail)
Lineage: Eukaryota; Metazoa; Mollusca; Gastropoda; Lymnaeidae
Source: the annotation of a GenBank genome assembly
AUAGUAAAUAGUGUCAAAAGUUGAAAGUACAAAGGCUAACUUCCGCUAAAUCGGCCUAGGUGGUCGGCCAACUCAUUAGUCAUUAGUAGACAUUAGUCAAAAGGGCCAAAAAUCAGCAGUAGAACGAUUUAAAAAAUUUUGAGAGCCAAUUUCUUUUCAAGACCGUGUUUUUUCGAGUCAAACCCGAUUUGUGACCGACUGGCCGCACCGUACUCAGGUCGCGGUUUCCCGAUCACUGGCUUAGGGCGUGACAAUUUAUCCAAAAAAAGUAAUAAUGGGCAAAAGUAACUAAAAAUAAAAUGAGUCAAAAUCACUAGCUAAAUGAAAUUAAUUUAAAUAAUUAAUUUAAUUAACUCUUGCCACUUGUCCUUACUGUAAGAGAAGUAGAAGAGUAAGCCUUACACUUACUCUUCUACUUCUACCUAAAAAGGCUUAAUUCUUCUCUUCAUAAACUACUACUAGUAACUAGCAUCAAAAUAGGUAACAAUAGUCUAUAGUAAUAAUAGUAAUAAUAGUUAAUAUUAAUAGGCAUAGGCCUAUAAAUUAUUAACUAUAAACUAUAAUUAAGUAUCAAGUAUAACUUUUUUUUCAUCUUUAAUUUUCUAUGAUGAGAAAAACUAGAAAUUAAUUUGAUUACCGGUACUGGUACCUGUAUUUCAUUUAUUUGUUUCUGAUCAUUAUAAUCUUAUGAUAGUCUUUACUUGAAAAUUAAUGACAUUUAUGUUUUAGAAUAUGAUUUUUUAUAUAGGUUAUAUCAAUAAGCAAUUUUAAACAUCAUUGAAUUCAUUGGCUUCAUCCAGGAUCUCUUGUCCCAUCCCUGCCUCUGCAUUAAUUUCAUUGAAGUAUUGAAGCAUUGCUUUGGUCAGACCCUCCAUUGCAUUAGCCAGUCCACCAAUGACGCCUGUCUAAACUUCUAUGUGACAUAAUAUUAAAAAAUAAUGGACAUCUUUAACAUUGAAUCGCCUGCUGCUGUUUUUGCUGCAGUUACUGCAGGUGCAGUAUUAAAGUAUGUGGCAGGUUACUGGAUUCUUAGAAAUACUAAUAAAGUCCAGUGGCGUCAAGUUGGAACAGUUGGGGCUAUCUGGAUCUAUCCAAUUAAGUCGUUUAGAGGUAUCAGCAUUCAUGAAGCGGAUUGCACAUAUUUAGGCUUACGAUGGAGACAGCUCACUGAUAGGUUAGUAAAUUUUUGUUCAUAUUCAUAUCUUUAUCUGCAUUAAUUCCAAUCUGCUUAGUCAAAAGCUUUUUCAGAAAGUAAAAAAUAUUUUUUAAUGUUAAGGUGUAUCAUGAAGUAUGAUGUGUAUUUGUUUUAGGGACCUAAGCUUAUUGAUUUAUUGGUGAUUUAUAAAAGCUUAGAGAUUUGACUUUUCCUAUUUUCAGAGAAAUUUCUAACUUUCCUCAGGACAAUAUUGGCAUUAUUUAAGUUGAUUUCAGUCCUAGAUAGCAAAAAAAUGUUCAAAUAUUUUGUAUUAAUGCUACAAUUUCAGGCACUUUACAGUUGCCACAGCAGAUGGGGUUUAUUUGACUCAAAGACAAGAGCCUACCAUGGCUCUUAUUACUCCUAUUUUGAAUGGAAAUGAUAUCCAGUUAAUGGCACCUGGCAUGGAUCCUAUUGGAGUUCCAGUUCAUCAAGAUGUGACUGAAUAUAACAUCAGCAAAGUAACGUAAGUAAUCAUGAGCAGUAAGAAAUCUUCAACAAAUUAAUAAUUUUUUUAAUGAUAUUUCGUCACAUUUCUAAUGAAAUUUUUGCAAUCUAUACCAUUCAAUGUGAGACUAGUUGUGUUCAUUUGUACAAAAAAUUUUGCAGAAUCAAAACAGAUACAGUGCCCUCAGUUGACUGUGGGGAUGAUGUUUCUAACUGGCUUUGUCGAUACUUCAAGCGUGAAGGCUUGCGCCUACAUUAUUCUGCACCUUCUUUGGAAAAAAGAGAUUGUUAUAAAGCAAAGAAAAUGUGGCAACAUCCAGCCAAACCUGGAGACAUGGUAUGAAACAAUAAGCUUCUAAAGUUGUAUUCUUUCAAUAAAUUUUAUAAAACAAUUAGGUUAUAUGUAUUCUUUUAAUACAUUGUAUAAAAUAAUUCUUUCUAGAGAGAAUUAUGUCAGGUGCUCUCGAAGCGCACAAAGGGACAGUCAGCAUUGGUGGCAGAACAAUCACCAACCUACGCUUUGCGGAUGACAUAGAACAAAGAAGAGCUAGCCAACCUGGUAAAGCGUCUCAACAAGACCUCGUCGUCCUACAGCAUAACACCACAGGCAUCACCACUGAAAUAAAGGUCAGGGAGGAAAGACUAGAGACUGUAGGCCGCUUCAAAUACUUAGGAGCAAUAGUCUCAGAAGAAGGCUCCAAGCCCGAACUGAUGUCCAGGAUUGCGCAGACUACAACAGCACUAAAGAGGCUCAAGAAAAUAUGGAGUGACAAAAAUAUAGCGCCCAGCACCAAAAUCAGGCUGGUGCGCUCAUUAGUCCUCUCCAUUUUCCUGUAUGCCUGUGAAUCCUGGACAUUAACAGCAGAUCUUGAAAGGAAAAUAUAUGCGAUGGAGAUAAGAUGCUUCAGAAGCAUUUUUGGCAUCUGCUAUAGGGAUCAUAUCUCCAAUGAUACAGUGAAAGAAAGGGUUUGCCAGGCAAUUGGGGAGUACGAUGACCUACUGGUGAUUGUGAAAAAAUGCAAACUACAAUGGUGUGGUCACGUAACAAGGAAACAAGGGCUUGCCAAAGAAAUAUUGCUGGGCACCACAAGAGGAGGGAGAAGAAGAGGAAGACAAAGAAAAAGGUGGGAGGAUAACAUCAAAGAGUGGACAGGACUAACACUGGGCGAUGCUGUGCGUAGUGCAGAAGACAGAGACGAAUGGAGGAGGAUGGUUCACAUGUCAUUUUUGGCGCCCCAACGGUCCAAGGACUAAGGGACAUGAUGAUGAUAAAAUAAUUACUGGUAGCUUCUAAAAUAAAUUAAUUUAAUAUAUGGUGAAGGAUGAUUAGCUUAUUAAUAAAUUCUGUCAAAAUGGAAAUAUAAUAAAAGUAGAGAUGCCCUUAUAAUAGUGGGGUACGUAAUGAAAGGGGAGAGGGGUUUGUCAAGUUUGCUUAAACUUAAACAUACAUAUGGCAGUAGGGAGUGGGGGGGGGGGUUGUCCUGGUACUUUUAUUCACAAAUUUUGAAAUAAUUUCACUGAAACUCUAUCACUUGUGCAUGCAUUAGAAAUUAUUUAUGAGUUGUUCUGUAUGCUCAGUCUGUUUAUAAACAUGACAUUUAUAAUAUUAUCACAAGAAAUAAUGCUUUCAUUCAAAUGUCCAGAAUUUAAAAGUUAAAUCGCUAGCUGUUGUUGAGCUGUAAAUUGAUAAAAAUUUUCACACAAGUCGUGACAUUUGUUUAAAUUUAAGCUUUCCCUUUUUUUCUAACACAGUGUGCCUUCUCAGACUACUGUGGCUACAUGGUAUUUUCAAUGACAUCAUUAGCAGAUCUGAACAGUCGACUUGAAAAACCUGUACCGGUCACAAAUUUUAGAGCCAACAUUAUUGUUGAUGGAUCUUCUGCCUAUUCAGAGGUAAUGGAUAAUUGCAUUGAUCAUUGCUAAUGUAGACAUGUUUAAUCUAAAUGUGGGCACAUAGAUGUAUAUCAAUGAUAUUUACUGGUCGUCAUAUAUGUUUUAUAAUUUAUACACGAAGAAGCAAUACAUUUCAUGUUUAACUUAUACUUCUAACUUCUACUCUACUCUAGUAUUACUAUGGCACAUGCUUUCAAUCAUCAUCAUCAAUGGCACUACAGCCCAUGUAGGGCCCUGGCCUGCUCCACCACAUCCUUCCAUUCGGAGCGAUCCAUGGCUUUCCGUCUCCAUGCUCGAACCCCCAACUGGUGUAAAUCUGUCUCCUCAUCAUCAAUCCACCUCAUCCUUGAGCGACGGAUGAGUCGUCUGCCCCUAGGCUUCUGCCUGUAUAUAAUUUUGGCUUCUCUGCAUUCCGGCAUCCUUUCAACAUGACCUGCCCAGCGUAUUCUGCCUUUUUUUAUCAUUAUGACUAUGGGUGGUUCUUUGUCCAAAUAAUAAAGUUCUUGGUUUGUACAUAUUCUCCAGAUCUCAUUUUCUAUCACUGGUCCGUAUAUUUUGCGGAGGAUUUUCCUCUCCCAUGUGUUGAGCAGGUUCUCUGCUUUUCUGGUGAGGGUCCAGGUCUCUCUAGCGUACGUUACUACAGGUCUUAUGAUGGUGGUGUAUAUUGUCUUCUUUGUUUCUGAUAGGUUUUUGUUUCCCAGUAGCUUUCGUAGACUGAAAUAGGAAUGGUUGCCUGCUGUUAUCCUUUCUUUCACCUCUGACAUUAUCUCAUUGUGCUCAUUUAUAGUUGCCCCUAGAUAUUUGAAUGUGGCCACUCUCUCAAAUUUGUGGUUGUUUAUAUUGAUGUUAUUAUCAGCAUGGGAGUUUCUUGACAUUAUCAUAUAUUUUGUCUUCGGUUCAUUUAUAUCAAGGCCAGCUUUGAAUGAGGCAUUUUCAAGUUCCCUGAAUGCUUUAAUUAUGUCAUUACGGUUUCUACCCAGUAGUGCUAUAUCAUCUGCAUAUGCCAGGUUGACGUUACCAACCGAUAUAUUGGUUCCUGAUGGUCGUUGCUCUGUAGUAUCUCUCUGGAAAUAGUUUGUUAUGGUUCCACUGGUGCUAAUGUGAAUGCUUCUAAUAACUUUUUCUAGCGUGAUGUUAAACAGGAUACAUGAUAGUGAGUCUCCUUGUCUGAGGCCCCGAUUAACUAUGAACUCCCUAGAAUAUUCUCCCUGAACCUUGAUUCUGCUUUUGGAGUUGGCCAUUGUCAUGUGUAUGAGCCGAGUAAGCUUGUUAGGGACUCCAAGUUCUUGUAAAGCAUUGUGUAAGUAAUUCCUGUUAACGCUAUCGUAUGCUGUUUUGUAAUCAACAUAUAGUUGGUGUAUGUCGAUGUUAUAUUCGUAGCAUUUCUCCAGGAGACAUCUUAUAGUAAAAAUAUGAUCCGUGGUUGACCUAUUCUGCCGGAAUCCACAUUGAUAGUCCCCUAGAAUCUGUUCACUAUACUUUUCCAAUUUUCUUGCUAUAAGUUUUGUGAGGAUUUUGUACAUUACAUUAAGAAGGGAGAUACCUCUAUAGUUUGAGCAUAUCAACUUAGAUCCCUUUUUGUGGAUUGGGAUUAUGAGUGCCGUGUCCCAUUCAGUUUGCAUUUCUUCCUCCUGCCAGAUUCUGGUUAUAAGUUCGUGUAUUUGCCUAUGCAGUUCGCUACCACCUAGCUUUAUGAGUUCUGCAGGGAUAAGGUCUAUUCCUGGGGCUUUGUUAUUUUUCAUGGUGGAGAUUACAUCUUUUAUUUCAUUUAAAGUUGGUUGGUGUUGGUUGGUUGACCAGUGGGUCCGGUCCUCCUUGUGGCGGGGCGUAAUCCUCAUUGGUUCCUCCACCUGAGCCAUUCAGUAAGCCUUCAAAGUGUUGUGCCCAUCUCUCUAGUACUCUACUGCUCUCUGUGAUCAAUUCUCCAUCCGUGCUUUCACACAUGUGUGAUCUUGCUUGAAAGCCAUUCUUUUCCUGCUUUAUCUUCAGGUACAUUCCCCUCACAUCUCUUUCUUUUGCCAACUCUUCUAUCUCUACUAUUUUUUAUUUUUCCCAAACACGUUUUUUCUUUCUGCACAUUUUGCUGGCCACCCUUCUUGCUUUAUUAUAUAAUUGUCGUGUUCUUCUUGUUUCCCUUUACAGCAUCAUUAGCCGAGCUUUGUUUCUUUGUUCUAUAAGUUCUUUGCAUUCUGCGUCAUACCAUCCUGUUCUUUUCACUGCUGGUUUAAAUCCAAUCGUUUCCUCUGUUACACUAGUGACUAUUUGCUUCAUCUUUUCCCAUUGCUGGUUUAUAUCAACGUUGCUGGCUGAUUCUCUUUUGGAUAAUUCUAGUAGCGUUUCAAUCUUCUGUUGAUAUUCCUCAGUAAUUUUUGGGUCCCUACCUAGUUUCUGACUAUUGUACUGUUUUUCUCUUUUAUUUUGUUUAUUGUGGAUGUUACAAAUUCUUUGCUUAUAUUUGAUUCUAACAAGCAUGUGGUCUGAGUCUAUGUCCGCCCCUCUACAACUUUUCACAUCUGAUAUGUCAGAGCCAUGCCUCACAUGCUUUCAAUAGGCAAACAUUUUUUUCAUUUAACUCUCAAGGAUUUCUGGAGUUCCAUAAAAAUUUGUGAUGCUGAGUUGAGGGCAUUGGAUGCCUGCACAAGAUGUCUUCUAACCACUGUUGAUCAGUCAACUGGAGUCAAAGACUCCAAAGAAGAACCUUUAUCUACUCUAAAAACGUAAUUUUGAUUUUAUAAUAUUUUAAAAUAUUUAACAGUUUAAAAGAUUUUUGUGAGCACCAUUUGUUAAACAUUGUGUUCAUUAUUAGUGGGACAUAGAAACAGGUGUGUAUUAGUGGGGCCAUAGACAUAGGUGUUUAUUGAUGGGGGUCAUACGCAUAGGGAUUUAUUUGUGGGCUUCAUUCAGACUUAAGAAAUAGUUUUUAUUUUUAAUUCCAUAACUUUCUAUUCCAUAACUUUCUAUUCCAUAACUUUCUAUUCCAUAACUUUCUAUUCCAUAACUUUCUAUGUGACGAGCGACAAUAUAAUUAUAAUGAUUAUAUUUUUUUGUAAAAAAUGCAAUAAAUAUAAUAAAGUAAAGUUUCAGUAUUGGUACUUAUUAAAAAAUAAUAUUUUAGCAAAGGAUAAAUUAAAAUUUUUAAUUUAAUUUGAUAAAAAAUAAUAAAUGCAUAACUUAUGAAUGAAUUUUUGUUAUGAAUUAAUUUUUUUUUAACGUCGAUUGGUCUCUCUCUAGUUUAAUGUUUUACAUUAAGUUUAAUUAAUUAAUUUUUUAUUAUUGUUUUGUUUUUCCAGCUAUAGACUCAAAGAACCUUAUGGUCAAAAGCCUUGCUUUGGGAUAAACUUUACCCUAGACAAACCAGGAAAGAUCAAAGUUGGUGAUCCCAUAUAUGCAUUAUCCCAGUAAACAUAAAAGCACUGAGGUGAUAUGACUACUUUCUGUCUGAUUCGUCUUUACAAUUACAACUGUUAAAUUCAUUAAUGGUACCAGUAGUGUUGUUAGUGUACUUUUUAUUAAUGUUUGAACUGAAAGAUUCUGAGGUUAUAAACCUACUGUUAUCAGAUGUAGUGGACCACUUAUCCAAAGUCACUUAUAGCAAACAUUGUUUAAUGGAGAAAAAAAAACUGUCAAUUAAAUAAUUUUUGUUUGUUUGUUUACAAAUCGCUUGUCUACUACCUACUAAGUUGUUCAAAAAUCAAUAAAGACAAAUGCAAUAUUCUUUAUUGCAGAUGAUAAAAGGAAGUACAUGUUAAUGUGUCUUUGCCCAGUGAAUUAAGCUCUCUUCACCUCAAAGCAAUAAAAUUGUUAUUUUCAAAAUAAUUUGUUGGUAAUCCAAUGUUUAUCCCAAAGGCUGCUAUUGCAAUAACUCACCGCAAAUUUAUACAAUGUUUUAUCUCAUUUAUAAUGUUGUGGUCUUUUACUAUUAUGAUUGAAAUAAUUUACUGUAAUACCAAAAGAACAUGCUGAAGAUGUGAUUUUGAAAUAUCUUUAUUUUAACCCAGAUGUAGAAGAUUGUACAGUUAGAUCUAUGUAUUUUUUAUACAUUGAGAGUCAACAGAAUAAAAUGAUUAUUUUUUUUUCGUAUCAAAUAAAAGGUCAAUUUUUGAUGAACAAGGGCAAUUUACAAUUUUUAAAAAAAUUUAUUGUUAACUUACGUUAUUACAAUAUGUUGUGUGAUCCACUGAGUUAGAUCAGUCAGAGAAAA